AUGGAUGCGGAUCAUCCAUGCGGAUCAUCUAUGGGAACUACGCCUCGCGUCCGGCCGAGAGAUUUCGUCGCCAAGUCUUCAUCCGCCCGACCACAGCGGUCGACCACGCAUCCGUCCGGUCACGAUCGACCCGAUCGAUCCGACUGGCCACGACCCUAUCCGGCCGAUCGUCCCGACCGACCGUCCCAACGCCGCGGUCGACCCGAAGCCCGUUUUGAAGCCCGAUUUCAUAUUUUCAAGGCCCGGCUUAACCCUAAGCCGCCUCAAAAGACCUAG
Microthlaspi erraticum is the source of this 276-nucleotide messenger RNA. NCBI's taxonomy places the organism in Eukaryota, Viridiplantae, Streptophyta, Magnoliopsida, Brassicales, Brassicaceae. The record is from the annotation of a GenBank genome assembly.